CCGCAUCAUAGCAUCGCGUCCUAUGAUUAGAAGGAGACCGCUUAUUACGGAGCGGCGCCAAUCGUAAACGGUAAAAGCACAGUAUAAUUCUGCAGCACGCGGCUGACGAGAUACAUACUACUCGUACAUUUGACAUCCAAAAAUAUCUCUUGCUUCAUUGCACACAUUCUGUCGCUGCAACCUUCGUCCGUGUUUGUACAUGUUCCACUUUGUACGGCCAAGUGUUCACUUGAAUUAAUUAACGAGACACGGAGAAUAGAGAAUCGGCUGGUGUGGAUUUACGGGCGCAAAAUCGAGCCACUGGAUAUCGCCAGCCAAUGUCGGACUGGCUAACCACACUGGCCCCGCCUGCCGUGGUUAAUCGCUUUUGUCUCGAUUAGUCGUGUCUAUAGGUGCGUGUGUUUUUAUCGUCGCUCCUUAUCGGUGGCUGUUUGCAUACGGCAGCAUAUGGAUUCCCUGUACCGCGUCCAUCUCUUUACGCAGGCACACGCGCGCGCUCCCUUAUCAGCAGCAGCAGCAAUAAGCCAGCUCAGUCCUGUCAAUCUCAUCGGCAAUUGAUGGCUUUUUAUAUAGCCCACUGAUUGGCCUGCAUUGCACUGCUCCGUUUGUCCUCUCGGCGCUCACUCACUCAUAUUCGGCGUUUUUCUCUCACUGGAUGCAGUUCUAUCCGGCUGUGCACACCAGCGCAAAUCAUGACUGACUUGGGAUAACUUGCGGUUAAUUGGUCAUUAUUUUAUCGUAUUACAGCAUUUUCAGCGCAAUGAGUGGAUAAAUUCAUCAGCUACCAGUUCAGCCGUUAAUUUUUUUUGCGCAUUGCGAGCAUACGUGUGUUACUGUAUUUUGGGAAGUUGUCCACGACAGCGAUAUGCGAUCUUUGGGGAAGGGAAGCGGGUGGUCAGGGACGACAGUGUUUUGGUAAGGUUGGUCGGGUGCGGAUCAGUGAUGGAUUUGGCGGGGAAAUGGCUAAUGGUGAUGGUGGUGUUGUUGUUGCGAAUGACUCUGGUGCGAUUAUCUCGGAUUAAGCCGCAUACCAUUCUCCACUCGGACAGCGACGACGAGGACAUCAUUGUCGGCUCGGGCCAGGGAUGGGCAUCCGGCUCGGGAUUCCUUGAUGUCGACCUGUACAGCGAAGCCGGCGACGACGAAGAUUUGCCGGUAACGCGCUCCCCGUUGCGGUCGUCGGCUGGUUCCGGCUCGCUGCGCUUCGCCACGCCCGAACUGGAUCUGGAGCGGGCGCGGCGCAUCUCCUGCAUCGUCUGCACGACGGACGGCGACGCGUCCUGUCGGGAUCCCUACGUGCGCAAUGAAUCUCACGUUAAGCCCUGUGAAAGCACCGUCGAGGGCUGCCUCAAAGUCCUCACGCCGUCCGGUGACACAUAUCGCAGCUGUCUGUACGGGAUGUUCGGGACGGCCGAGCAGGCACCGGGCUGCCGAUCCAUCCGCGAAGAACAGGUGGGUCACCGCUUCAUGGCGAACGUCAGCGCCACCAUCUGCGUGUGCCGGCACAACGAGUGCAACGGUGCCGACCUCAACGCGCCCCUCCCGCCCACCACCAGCGAGCCUCUGGACUUCAUGGAUGCCGCCAACACCGUCAGCAUCCGGGCCCAUCGCAUCAGUCACGGCGUGGCCGGCGCCCGGGCGGACGCCAUACUAACCGCGGGGAUUUUGUUAGUUAUGGCGGGGCGCUACCGAUGACCUUUGUUGCUGCUCAAAUUACGGUUAUGUGGGAGGGGUUUCUACUUGUAGUCGUGAUGAUUUGUGAUGCUGGCUCGACUGUUCUUUCUCUUUCUUUACCGACUGCAGUUGACCUUUUGGAUUGAACCGGGGCUGUGUUGGGAGACGAAUACCGUCGCCGCUUUUUUCUGAUUAAUUUUCCCGUCUCUGCUUUGUUGCCAUUUUUGCAGUUGGUGUUUUUUUCUAAAAGGGUUUUUAGCCGGGAUAGAUAUUCUGUGGUGUGAAGACUAUAAAUGUAUUUUGAGAAGAA
Molecule: messenger RNA, 1984 nt
Organism: Paramacrobiotus metropolitanus
Lineage: Eukaryota; Metazoa; Tardigrada; Eutardigrada; Parachela; Macrobiotidae
Exons: 3
Coding region: 943-1695 (250 amino acids)
Biological process (GO): positive regulation of voltage-gated potassium channel activity; sleep; regulation of synaptic transmission, cholinergic
Source: RefSeq, a predicted model, not a curated record